AGUGUUAUAAGAUUGAUUUUUCCAUCCAGGAGAGUUCCAAUGGGCCGGUGAAGAAGUCCAUGCGAGAAAAGGCCAUAGAAAGACGUAACAUCAACAAGGAACACAACAGUAACUUUAAAGCUGGCUAUGUACCCAUAGAAGAGGAGCGUCUCCAUAAGACAGGACUGAGAGGACGUAAGGGAAACAUGGCCAUUUGCAUCAUCGUCCUCCUCUUCCUCCUCGCCUUAAUUAACCUCAUUAUCACACUAGUUAUAUGGACUGUGAUCCGUAUUGGUCCGAAUGGCUGCGACAGUAUGGAGUUCCAUGAGUCUGGCCUGCUGCGCUUUAAACAGAAAGCGGACAUGGGCAUCAUUCAUCCACUGCACAAGAGCACAGUAGGAGGCCGUAAGGACCAGGACCUGGUCAUUGUCGGCAACAAUAACCCGGUUGUGUUCCAGCAAGGCACUUCUAGGCUCAGUGUAGAAAAGGAAAAGACUUCGGUCGUCAGUGAUGUCGGCAUAUCAUUCACAGACCCCCGCACACAGAACACGUUCUUCAGUACGGACUUUGAAAACCAUGAGUUCCAUUUGCCCAAAGGGGUCAAAGUCCUCAGCGUUAAAAAGGCGUCCACAGAAAGGAUCACCAGCAGUGCGACAUCUGACCUGAACAUUAAAGGGGACAGCAAGGCUAUUAUCCGUGGUAAUGAGGGGGUCAACAUCAUGGGCCGUACCGUAGAGUUCAAAAUGGGUGGAGGCAUCGAGCUCAGAGCUGAAAACAGCAUCGUCCUCAAUGGAUCAGUCAUGUUCAAUGCCACACGCAUCCCUAACUCAGCAGGAGAUGUGUAUUUCGAUGAGGGGAUGGAGAGGUACAAGCUGUGCAUGUGUGCUGACGGGACUCUGUUCCGUGUGCAGGUGAAGUAUCCCAACAUGGGGUGCCAGACGUCAGAUAACCCUUGUAGAAAAGCUCACUAGGAAGCCUGACUGGAAUCUGCUGAAUCUCACCCAUCCAAUCAGAUUACAUAUUUGCAUAACAGGACUUUCUAUAGGAAAUUCAUCAUGACUUGCACAUAACAAUACUGUACCUCUGUGGUUCACCUGACAAAUUCUGUAUUCCUUAUUUUGUUAGCAGAGCAGGAAUGGUAUUACAGAUCAAUGCCAUUUGGCCAAAGAUAUUAACAGAAAUCUGUAGUUUUUUUAUUGUCCUGCAGUUUUGCCAACUUUAUUUAAACUUUAUUAUGCCGUGAAAGUGCUUAACACUCCUACAAAUAACAUCAUAUUGUGGUUUACAUUGCCAGGUGGUAGCAAUUAAAAGCUACAAUAUUUAUUUUUUGCCUUACUGUCCAGUAUUAUAGACUAAGUUGGCAGUUUAAUGGGUUCAUCUAGUUAAAACUAAUGCUUUCUAAUAAACAGUCCUGCAGUAAAUCCCCCUCCAUGAAUGCUUUAAUGUUCAGUUUUUAUUUAAAUUGUUUCAGAGACGUGUUGAUUCUGUUUGUGGUGCUGUUGAACUGUGUUACUUUAUACAGUCUAAUGUUCCUGUUGUCAGUGAUAUAAAUGGGAUGGACAGAAAUAGAGCUUAGUUCAUAUGGAUUUUUAGGGGCCGAUAAACCAAUAUGUCAAAGAAAUCUAAUCAAGGCUUUAUAUUUUAUAAUUUAGACAUAAACUUCAUUGUAAGUAAUGAAGUAAGGUAAAACACAAAUAUAACCAAUAUAUUGAACAUUCAUUUACAUUUUCUGUAAAAUGUUAACAUAAAUGCACAUCUUUUUGCCUUGUUUAUUCUGUUUGAAUUAAACUUUUAUAUCAUAUAUAUAAUACCAAUAUGUCUGUGAAAGUCUUCAGACAAAAUAUAAUUGAACAGCACCAAAAAAAUUACGCCCCCAAAAUUACUAGAAAGCAGAAUAAACACCUCCCUGAAAAUGAACAUUGUAAGUGCCAUGAAAGCAGAAUUUACUGCAGGACUCUUGUAUUAAACUACAUUCGUUUUAGCUAGGUGUCCGUAAUAAACUACUAAUCGAGGGUACAAUCCUUGUAGGGGGGUUGUAUAUGAUUUUAUUUUCUGUUCAUUGUUCCUGGCAGCUGUGUUUGUUACUCUCUUUAUUAUUUUUACUGACAUGCGUGAGACACUAUAAGAUUAUAUCGAGUGAUAUAAUACUUUGGGUGAACUGCACAGAAUUGGGAUAAACUGUAACAGGAGUGUUACAUUUGAAGCCAUCCAGUAAUGCUAAACAGGCCUCUUUCUGCACAUCCUGGGACUGUUCAUCAUGCACGUGUCAAUGGAUUUAUAAGGGAUGAGCAGUGACAUCAAUAUAUAUGGAUAGUAUUCUCAUUUUGUUGCAGAAGCUUUUUACAGUGAGGAAAUACAAUAUUAAAAAACAGAAGAGUGUUUGCA
This is a messenger RNA of Paralichthys olivaceus (Japanese flounder), 2364 nucleotides long. NCBI's taxonomy places the organism in Eukaryota, Metazoa, Chordata, Actinopteri, Pleuronectiformes, Paralichthyidae. The record is from RefSeq and is a predicted model, not a curated record.